AUGAUCCUUGACCCUUUUGUGAUGGACCGGUCACAAUCACUCAAUACCCCACCAUUCUUUGAUGAGAGCAAUUAUGCCUUAUGGAAGGUCUGUAUGAGGGCUUUCUUGUGUGCUAUAGAUGAGUUAGUAUGGGACUUCGUCGAGAAUGGGUAUGUUAAACCCACGACAACCAAGUUCGAAUGGGACAAGGUAGCUCUUGCAUUGGCAAAUGCAAACAGUAAGGCUAUUUACGCUAUAUUCUGUGGUGUGUCUACUGAUGAGUUUCAUAAGAUAUCACAUGUGAGGACUGCCAAGGAAGCUUGGAUGAUUCUUGAGACUACCUAUGAGGGUACCAAGAAAGUUAAGGACACAAAGCUCCAGAUGCUUACCACCAGAUUUGAAGAGCUCAAGAUGGGGGACGAUGAGUCUUUCGAUUCAUUCUAUGGGAAGCUCAAUGAAAUCUCGAGCAAAUCUCUUGCUCUCAAAACCAUCACCGAGAGAAUGGAUGACUCCUCCGAAGAAGAUGAUGUGGAGAAGGAGGUAGCAUUCCUUGCAAAGAAUUUUCGAAAAUUUAUGAAGAUGAAAAACAGUGGGAAGUCAUUCAGCAAAGGAAAGUUUUCGUCCUCCGAGGGUGGUAGGAAGGAGUUUAAGAAGAAAGAUGGGAAGGAAUUUCAAUCCCCUCAAGGGAUUGUGUGUUACAAAUGCAAUGGUCAUGGACAUCUUAAGAAGGAGUGUCCUAAUUAUUUGAGAGGGAAGGGCAAAGUGUUUGCCACUAACCUUAGUGAUUCUGACAGCUCAAAUUUAGACACGGAAGGAGAAUGUGACAGUGAAGGAAACUACAAAGCAUUCAUGACAAUUGCCUCCGUUGAUUCUAAGAAUGAUUUGAGCAAUUUGGUUGAUGAACUUGGUGAUCUUUCUAAGGAUGAGGAAAUUGAAGAAUCAGAAGAUGAAGACGUGUGCCAAAAUGAAGGGGAAAUCAACCUACAAGAAGCAUAUGAUUCUCUACUGGAAGAUUGUGGCAAAAUAAUGCACCAAAGUUGCGAAUCUUGCUGUGAAAAAGAUGAAAAAGCUAAUGUCAAGGUCGAGCGCAUCUCCACCGAGAAACUUGACAAUGUGUUGUCCUCUAAAAAAUCUUCAUAUGAUAAGACCGAUUUGGGCUAUACCAGAGAAGGAAAUUCAAGCAGCAAACCUAAGAAGGAAGUGAAGUUCGUUUCAGCCAAGAAUAUUGAGAAACUUAAAGAAGUGAAGCCUGAGAUUGAGACCCUUACUGUAGUAAAGAGAACCAUUGGUGCAAAAUCAACGAAAAAAAGGGAAGUCAUUACCCAGAAAUCAAAGAGGGCCUCAAGUAAAGCAUCUGUGUCAUCAUUGUGGCACACAAGGGCAUACCAAGUCUAA
Messenger RNA from Quercus lobata, 1374 nucleotides. RefSeq lists its product as uncharacterized. The transcript is spliced from 3 exons. Lineage: Eukaryota; Viridiplantae; Streptophyta; Magnoliopsida; Fagales; Fagaceae. Gene Ontology annotation, molecular function: nucleic acid binding; zinc ion binding. The record is from RefSeq and is a predicted model, not a curated record. Bases 1 to 1374 code for a protein of 457 amino acids.